AUGGUUUUCUUCUCCAUGUCCAGAAAGGGCAAUGGAUACAUCUUCCACUCUAGAUCAGCCUCAUGUUUAUCCCCCUGGAUCCAGAAAACACGGCUCUCAACACUCCCCAAUCCCAUCAGCACCACCCAACCCAAACUCAUCGACACCAUGCCAAAACUCAAAGACCUCCUCUCCCACCUUAAUGAAUCCCUCCCAAACAACCCCCCCUCGCUGUACAUCGACCUCGAAGGCCGCGCCCUCUCGCGCCACGGCUCAAUCUCAAUAAUGCAGAUCUUCCACCUCCCGCUCGACCAGAUCUACCUGGUUGACGUCCACACCCUGGGAGCCGCCGCAUUCACAACGCCAGCGGACUCCAAGACGGACACAAACCAAGCUCAACCAGGUCCACAGCCAUGCACAUUAAGCUUGAAGAGUAUACUCGAGUCCCCCUCAGUCGAAAAAGCCUUCUUCGACGUCCGCGCCGACUCAGACGCCCUCUACGCCCAAUACGGCAUCUACCUCGCCGGCAUCCAAGACAUCCAGCUCAUGGAGCUCGCAGCGCGCACACACGACCGCACCCUGCUGUGGGGACUUGGCAAAUGCAUACUCCGCGACGCGGGCCUUUCAACUUCCGGCGCUGGGAUCCUGCGCCGUAUCAAGAGGAGAGGUCUUAGGCUUUCCACGCCGGAACGCGGUGGCUCGUAUGAUGUUUUCAAUGAGCGCCCUAUGAGCCAGGGGAUGAUUGACUACUGUGCUCUGGAUGUGGGUGUUUUGCCGAGGCUGUGGGGGGUUUAUAGUAGGAGGCUUCGGGGCAAGAGGGGGGCGGUCUGGAGGGAGAGGAUUCGGGAGGAGACGAGGAGGCGCGUGGAUGUUUGUUUUGAUGUUGGCCGGGAUGGGGGGGCGAGGGAUCAGAGGGCGGGCGGGGUGUUUGCGCCGGCUUCGUUUCGGGAGGGAGGUGAGGGGGCUGGGACUGAUGGAGGAUGA
This is a messenger RNA of Aspergillus mulundensis, 963 nucleotides long. RefSeq lists its product as uncharacterized. Gene Ontology annotation, molecular function: 3'-5' exonuclease activity; nucleic acid binding. Lineage: Eukaryota; Fungi; Ascomycota; Eurotiomycetes; Eurotiales; Aspergillaceae. The transcript has a single exon. The coding region runs from base 1 to 963 and encodes 320 amino acids. Gene Ontology annotation, biological process: nucleobase-containing compound metabolic process. The record is from RefSeq and is a predicted model, not a curated record.